This is a messenger RNA of Plasmodium vivax (malaria parasite P. vivax), 333 nucleotides long. RefSeq lists its product as hypothetical. The transcript has a single exon. Lineage: Eukaryota; Apicomplexa; Aconoidasida; Haemosporida; Plasmodiidae. The record is from RefSeq and is a predicted model, not a curated record. The coding region runs from base 1 to 333 and encodes 110 amino acids.
AUGUCCCUGUCUUCAAUUAACCCAAACACCAUUAGCAUAAAUAACGACAUGAACAAGCGAAGAGACAUUUUCGGCGGCAUGCAAGGCAAUGCAAAUCCCUACCCGUCCCCUCCUCCCAACGCAUUAGUUCAUAUGAAUGACAAAAAUAUGAGAAUGGACAGUCGUGCCAUGCAGAAUGAAGGUAUGAAUUAUACCCUGCCGCAGAACUUUAUGGGUAUGCAUCCGUACAUUCCUCCACCCAUGCAUGACAUGCCCCCAAACCAGAUCUUCCCAAAUGUGCAUCAUGGUCAUAUGAAAACGAACAGAAAUUCGAACAGCUUCUCGCGCAGAUAG